UCAGAUGAAUAGCAGAAGGGGAAAAAGGGAAUGAAUGCGUCGGAAGUGUGAUACUUGGUUAGGAUGGAGGUGAGUAGUGGCAUGACCGCGCAAACUCACACUCCUAUUGAUCCUAUAAAUGUGAAGCCCAAUUAGACAUAUUAACUACUGAAAUACAAAGACUCAGAAUGAAGCUUGUGAGCAGCAUUCAUAUGGCUGUGCCCGCAGUAUUGGUGUUAAUGUUGGCAAUGACAAGUAUGGCACAGCAAGGUCAGAGCCAUGGCUGUAUGAGUACCUUCUUCUCUGCGCUUGUUCAGCUAAUACCGUGCAGAGCCGCAGUGGCUCCUUUUAGCCCCAUCCCACCAACUGAGAGCUGCUGCAAUGCCCUCAAAGCCCUUGGCCAGCCUUGCUUGUGUGUCCUUGUCAAUGGCCCUCCCAUAUCCGGUGUUGAUCGCAACAUGGCUAUGCAGCUCCCUGACAAGUGCACCGCCAACUUCGAACCAUGUGAAAUCAUGAAGUAGAAGGAGAAGAGUGGCACUUGAAAUUAGUUUUCUAGAAUAAGUUGUGUUCAUAUGUAAUUUUUAUCUUUCAAGGAGACCCUUAAGGUGAUGCUGCUCAAAAUAAGAGGACAAAAUAUGUAAGAUGCAUAAAAAUCUUGUGGGCUUUUAAUUAAACUUUAAUCUGUAGUCCGUACUGGGUUUCAAUAUUUUCACUUUAUGCUGUAACAGAUCUCAUGGCUAAUAAUAAUACAAUAUAUUUUAUUUGCCUUUA
Molecule: messenger RNA, 750 nt
Organism: Ziziphus jujuba (common jujube)
Lineage: Eukaryota; Viridiplantae; Streptophyta; Magnoliopsida; Rosales; Rhamnaceae
Product: protein LIM1
Exons: 2
Coding region: 168-500 (110 amino acids)
Biological process (GO): systemic acquired resistance
Molecular function (GO): fatty acid binding
Source: RefSeq, a predicted model, not a curated record